UUUUAAAAAAAAAUAUUAUUAUUCUUCCGAUAAAUAGUUUUGGAAUUCCUCGCUCAUCAGUUCCGUUCUGCUGCUGGGAUUUUCCCAAAUCUCAUUCGUCGUUGAUAGAGAGGCGGGCAAAAGGCGUUGCGAUCGCGGAUCUCGAAGACAUUGGAGCAGAUACGAAUCACUGUGGGAUGCAGCAGCAGGACGCCUUCGCCGCCGGCGAAGAGAUCCGGGCUCCCUUCGCCGUCCCCGAGCGGAGGCCACCGGUUUUCUGCCCCAAGCCACGGAGACUGAGCCAGUUGACCACCGCCGUCGCCGAUCCGUUCCUGCCCCUUCGAUGUCAUUCGAGUUACCAAAAGAAUUUCUCAGAUUCGAAGGCCGGAGCAGAUCUCCUUGACAUAUUUCUCACAAAGGGCGAAGAUCAGAAUCAACUAGCUUCCUCGCCGCCCUUCUUCUGUGGCUCACCGCCGACCCGUGCGGCGAACCCCGUCGUCCACGAUGCCCGCUUCGGUGAGGAACGUCCGCAACCGGCUUCCAUCGCCCCGUCCCUAUUAACGCAACCUAACCCACCGAUGUCGCCCAAGCAAGUCCGUGUGCACGCCAAGUUCGACCUGGCUCCGGCCGCCGUCCGCGUCGAGGGUUUUGACUGCCUCGACCGCGGCCGCCGGAGCUGUAGCAGCAUCACUGCCACGGCCUGAACAGAAGAGAAAGAGAAAAGAAAAGAAUAACAUAAAAAAACCAAGCUUAACAACAGGGAAGGAGAAGAAUUUUGAGGUAAAAAUUGGAGCUUUGAGGUAUUUUCCAUGACCUUCAAUUAGCUUUCCUUUCCAACUGUACAUUUUGACCAGUAGCAAUCUUCUUCUACGUAGAAACCAAAUAAGGCAAACUAGAGAGGAACGAAAGGACAAUCUUUUAUUGUCUUUUUGGUUUUUCUUUUUGAUCCAUGAAUUGGAUUUGUUUAAGCUUCAAACUUGUUCCUAGGCUGUUCUUGGUUUGUAUAACCUUUGAGAGUCCUGAAAUAUGUAAAUAUCUAAUCUGUAAAAAGUAGGUUUCUUUUAUCUUCCCUCUUCAAUGUUCAUAGUU
This is a messenger RNA of Zingiber officinale, 1068 nucleotides long. RefSeq lists its product as uncharacterized. The record is from RefSeq and is a predicted model, not a curated record. NCBI's taxonomy places the organism in Eukaryota, Viridiplantae, Streptophyta, Magnoliopsida, Zingiberales, Zingiberaceae. Bases 177 to 683 code for a protein of 168 amino acids. The transcript has 4 exons.